Messenger RNA from Pieris rapae (cabbage white), 1552 nucleotides. RefSeq names its product MOB kinase activator-like 1 (gene mats). Bases 233 to 886 code for a protein of 217 amino acids. Gene Ontology annotation, biological process: hippo signaling; positive regulation of protein phosphorylation. Gene Ontology annotation, cellular component: cytoplasm; nucleus. Gene Ontology annotation, molecular function: protein kinase activator activity. The record is from RefSeq and is a predicted model, not a curated record. The transcript is spliced from 5 exons. NCBI's taxonomy places the organism in Eukaryota, Metazoa, Arthropoda, Insecta, Lepidoptera, Pieridae.
GAACUCUAGUGUAGUGACUAGUGAGUAGUCUGUGAACUACUAAGUACUUGUGGUUUUCUUUUAUUUUAAUAUCUCGAAAUCUCAAAUCACACGAAAAACUAAAUAUAAAUUAUAUGAAACAGUAAAUACUUAUUAAACAAGUAUCAAAACCAUUGGUGCUAUUUAUAGUGUAUUAAGUGAACGUACAUGUAUAAUCAUUAAACUACGGGGUUUAAAAAUAUUAAGGAACAUAAUGAGUUUUUUAUUCGGUAGUCGGUCUAAUAAGACAUUUAAACCCAAAAAGAACAUACCCGAGGGCACACACCAAUAUGACCUAAUGCGACACGCAGCCGCGACACUAGGGUCUGGUAAUUUGCGGCUAGCUGUUAUGCUCCCAGAAGGCGAGGACCUCAAUGAGUGGGUCGCAGUAAACACUGUGGAUUUUUUUAAUCAAAUAAAUAUGCUAUAUGGAACAAUAACGGAGUUCUGUACUGAAGAAUCAUGUGCAGUAAUGUCAGCGGGGCCUAAAUAUGAAUACCAUUGGGCAGAUGGUCACACUGUGAAAAAGCCUAUCAAGUGUUCUGCACCUAAAUACAUUGACUACCUUAUGACAUGGGCACAAGAUCAACUUGAUGAUGAAACAUUGUUCCCAUCUAAAAUAGGUGUGCCAUUUCCUAAGAACUUUCUAUCAAUGGCCAAAACGAUCCUGAAACGUUUGUUUCGCGUUUACGCCCAUAUCUACCACCAGCACUUUCCACAAGUUGUGCAGCUAGGUGAAGAGGCUCACCUUAACACUUCAUUUAAGCACUUUAUUUUCUUUGUUCAGGAAUUUAAUCUGAUUGAGCGGCGAGAGCUGGCACCCCUGCAGGAACUCAUUGAAAAGCUUACGGCCAAGGACACUCGAUGAACCUCCGAAGGGCACCAAAUCAUCAACAUAACACCACCAUUUGUAACACACUUAGCAACGAAGUAUUUUUGUCACAUAAUUAUAAAUAUUUUUUACAUUAUUAAUUUCAUGAGAGUUGCACUAAAUAGCUAGUUUGUCAUUGUGGUGUAAAUGACGAAUGAGGGAUCUGGAUUUACAAGUACUGUGCAAUAUGUUGUUACAGAGUAGCAAACACUGUAAUUAAAUUUGAGAUAAUCAUUAUUCAAUUCUUAGGAGUAUGUGACAAAUUUUCGACCAAAAUGAUCUGAUGACUAAUUUUUGUUGUGUAAAAUAAGAUUAGAACUAAUUUUAUAUUUUUACAUACACAUGGAGUAUUUAUGUACCAUAUGUAAAAAAACAGCAGUUUUGUAUAAAGGGAUGGCUACAAUCUAUGUAUAAAGUUAUUGAAUAAUCAUUAUUACUGUACAAGUUUCAAUGAAUAUGACAGAAUGACACAGCCUUGUCUGACUAGAUUAGAAAUAGAAUCCUAUUUAUAUUGAAAGAUGAUUUAGAUUUGAUACACAUAAUAAAUGUAAGACUAUAUGAAUUACUAGGCAUAGUCCAAUAACAUGUCUUAACUAAAAUACUCAAAUAUGAAUUAAUGAUUUGUGUAAUCAAAUCAGAAUCAGCUAUUAAGUACUGCUGAAU